CUUUUUUUUAUUUCUUUUUCUUUUUCUUUUUUUUCACCAUUACAAUCCAAACUUUGCUACUAUUAUUUCUUCUUCUGGUCAGACCCCUACCAAUUCCCUGCUCGCCCGCCAUGGGGAGCACGUCGGAAGCGAGGACGUCAUCUUCCGCCGGCGCAUCGCAACCCUCGUCCAUAAGAUCAGUCGACGUAUCCGUCUCCGCAAAAUCGUCGCCAACAUUGGCGCCUCAAAAUGGACAACAGAACGGCGUCCCGUCUUCGGCCGAACAGGUUUUAAAGCCCGUCGAGAAGACUUCGGUCAAGGAGCGCCUCACUCGCAUGUUUUCGACCAAGGACACGCACCGAUCGUCGAAUCUCGCUCCUCCCUCGGGCGAUAGGUCCGCCCCUGUAAGCCCCGGUAUCGCUCCCCCUGUAAGGAAUCAACCUCCAAGUCGCAAGGGUUCCACCACCGACAAGGCCUCCGAAAAGACGGCUGCCGCCAGCGCCGCAAGGGCCGCCAAGUCGAGCAAUGGCAACGCACAACAGCAGCAGCGCUUUAUCGUCAACCCCGACGCACAGGGUGGCCAUGAGCAUCAUCUCAAGAGCAGCCGGCGCCAGGAGAAGCUGUCGGACAUGUUCCGCAGCAUGCUGGGCGGUGGCAAGCGCGCCGAGCAGCAAGACCACGAUCUCUCGCUCGUUUCCGGAUGGGUCGACACCCUGAAGCAAGAGAAGGACAAGGACAAGGACGGCGGCCAGGCUGGCGAGAAGCGCGGGGGUCCCAACGCAUCUGUGACAUUGGUGGAGAAGUACGGCAAGUGUCAGGAGGUGGUGGGCCGCGGAGCGUUCGGAAUUGUGAGGAUAUCGCACAAGAAGAUGGAUAACGGCGCCGGUGAGAGGUUAUUCGCCGUCAAGGAGUUUCGCCGCCGGCCCGAGGAAAACGAAAAGAAAUACAGCAAGCGACUGACGGCCGAGUUUUGCAUCUCGUCCAGCCUGCGACACCCCAAUGUCAUUCACACGUUAGACCUGCUGCAGGACGCCAAAGGCGACUACUGCGAAGUCAUGGAGUUUUGCCCUGGCGGCGAUCUGUACACGCUCGUGCUUGCGGCCGGGAAGCUUGAGGUGCAGGAGGCGGACUGUUUCUUCAAGCAGAUGAUGCGUGGCGUCGAGUACAUGCACGAGAUGGGCGUGGCGCACCGUGACCUGAAGCCCGAGAAUCUGCUCCUGACGACCCACGGUGCCCUCAAGAUUACGGAUUUUGGCAACGGUGAAUGUUUCCGCAUGGCCUGGGAGAACGAUGCGCACAUGGUUUCGGGUUUGUGCGGCUCGGGGCCUUAUAUUGCUCCCGAAGAAUACACCAGCAAGGAGUUUGACGCCAGGGCUGUCGAUGUGUGGGCCUGUGGUGUCAUCUAUAUGGCCAUGAGAACUGGCCGCCACCUCUGGCGAAUCGCCAAGAAGGACGAGGAUGAGUUUUAUGCCCGUUACCUCGAGGGACGUCGAGAUGAGGAGGGCUAUGGGCCGAUAGAAUCAUUACACAGGGCUCGCUGCAGAAACGUUAUAUAUUCCAUAUUAGAUCCUAAUCCGUCACGGCGCAUCACAGCCUCGCAGGUCCUCAAAUCGGAAUGGGGCCGCGAGAUCAAGCUGUGUAAAGCUGGUGAGGAAGGCCUGUAGCGAUCAUAUUUUACGCAUGUUCUAGGCCCACGCACACAUCACACUUCUUUUUUUUUUUCCUUCGCGAAAAUCUAUUUGAUAGUAUACUGCUCCCUUAAUCGUACUGUUAGUCUAGAGUUCUGCGAAAGACAUGUCGUGUGGUGUGUCGGGAAAAAAGCCGCAAUUCCAAAACGGGAGGAGCCCUAAACAAACUGGUGCUAGCGGGUUGACUCUUUUAUUUUGCCUCGCGCACCGACUUUGCGUGCCGGGGACUCCAGGGUUGGGACUUGUUGAGGCUUUUUUUUUUAACUCUCUUAUCAGUCGCGGGUAGAAUGCUUCCAGAGUGCCGAUGCCUUCACAAUGGACUGGAGCAGAGCACUGGAGCACUAUUCAACCUCUGGAGAGUUGGGCUGGAUUGUGCAAGGCUUCUUCUUUGCGAUGGAAAACAUCUACCAAACAUGGAGGUAACCUUGGGUUUGAAGGGACUUUUUUUUUUGUUUCAAAGGGUCAUGUGAAAACGGCAGCGAGGCAAGCAACUGAUUUCUUCACAUCAAAUAUUAUCAAAGCACUGGCGUUGUGGGAGUCUUGUAUUUUUUCUCUCCUUUUUUUUUCUUCAUACUCUUUUUUAUUUCUUUUAAGCUUCCGUAUUUUUAUUUCUGCUCUUCUCUUUUUUUUUUUAUCUUCAAGAAUAGCCUCCAUCUUAGAAGUCCUCUUAUUUUUGGUGUUUCUUCAUCAAUGCAACAAAGCGUUCAUUAAUCAAUCCCAUUGUUUGAGCUACACAAGUGUUAAGUGUCAACUCGUUACUCCGCCACUUGCUUCAGAUGCAGCCAUUUAAUCUAGAAGCCCGCAAACAAGAUCCAACAUGCGGGCGGUCCGGUCCCCAUCCAUGCAAUGUCAUGCAUAUGCGUCGCGCAAAUGCUUCCCC
This is a messenger RNA of Pyricularia grisea, 2547 nucleotides long. RefSeq lists its product as uncharacterized. Gene Ontology annotation, biological process: intracellular monoatomic cation homeostasis; intracellular signal transduction; protein phosphorylation. NCBI's taxonomy places the organism in Eukaryota, Fungi, Ascomycota, Sordariomycetes, Magnaporthales, Pyriculariaceae. The record is from RefSeq and is a predicted model, not a curated record. The coding region runs from base 111 to 1643 and encodes 510 amino acids. Gene Ontology annotation, molecular function: ATP binding; protein serine/threonine kinase activity. The transcript has 2 exons.